UACGCAUACUUUAUACUGCACCUCCAUUGCCCGUCGCCCCAACUGACAAACGCCUAUUGUCGGUUUUCACUUUUUUAGUUUUACACUUUUACAGUCUCUCAUUUUUAGACUAGUCAGUUGUAGUCGGACGUAUCCUGGUACCUCGCGCGAGUCAGUGUCCAGUGCUGUUGAGACGAACAUAGUCCGAACAAACCGGUUUGCGAAAUUAACAUUUUAAAGUUUUCUUUCAUUAAAUUUGCACCCGACAAAAAUGUUUCGGUUGAUGAAUAAGAUUUCCGGUGCCACACUUCCGGUGGUGCAAAAGUGUUUCGCCAGCAGCGUCCCUAAACCGAUAGUCAACCCACCGAUCAAAUACACUGAGUUAUUUAUUAAUAAUGAAUUUGUAAAAUCUUCAUCUGGUAAGACGUUUGAUACACUCAAUCCAGCUACUGGUGAACCAAUUGCUCAAGUUCAAGAAGGGGAUGCUGUGGACAUCAACAAUGCAGUUGCUGCUGCACAAGAAGCAUUCAAGUUGGACAGCCCUUGGCGCACAAUGGAUGCUUCAAAACGUGGCAUGCUACUCAACAAAUUGGCAGAUUUAAUUCAGCGAGAUGCUGUUUAUUUAGCUACCUUGGAAGCAUUAGACAAUGGCAAACCAUAUAGCGUUGCAAUAUCGGAUGACCUACCAGGAACUAUUGCUGUAUUACGCUACUAUGCUGGUUGGGCAGAUAAAAAUCACGGUAAGGUUACCCCAAUUGAUGGUAAUUAUUUUGCUUAUACACGACAUGAAGCUGUUGGUGUAUGUGGCCAAAUUAUCCCUUGGAAUGUUCCAUUAUUGAUGUUAUCUUGGAAAAUUGGACCAGCUUUGGCGAUGGGGAAUGUUGUUGUUCUAAAGCCAGCUGAACAAACUCCUCUUACUGCUUUAUACAUUGCUAGUCUUGUGAAGGAAGCAGGAUUUCCACCUGGAGUUGUUAAUAUUAUUCCAGGUUAUGGUCCAACUGCUGGCAAAGCUAUUGUCGAUCACCUUGGUGUUGAUAAAAUUGCAUUUACCGGUUCAACUGAGGUUGGUCAAAUCAUAACUGAAGGUGCUGCUAAAAGCAAUCUUAAAAGAGUAACAUUGGAACUAGGUGGUAAAUCUCCAAAUAUAGUUUUCAGUGAUUCUGACAUCGAUCAAGCAGUAGAAAGUGCUCAUUAUGGACUUUUCUAUAAUAUGGGACAAUGUUGUUGUGCUGGUUCUAGAACAUUUGUUCAUGAAUCAAUAUAUGAUGAGUUUGUCGAGAAAAGUGCAAAACGAGCUGAAAAACGAAUUGUAGGAGAUCAGUUUGAUCCAAAAACACACCAAGGACCACAGGUUGAUGAAGAACAAUUAAACAAAAUCCUUAGCAUGAUUGAUAGCGGAAAGAAACAAGGAGCUACACUUGUCACAGGUGGUUCGCGAAUUGGAGACAAAGGAUAUUUUAUACAACCUACUGUAUUUGCUGAUGUUAAGGAUGAUAUGAAAAUAGCAAAAGAAGAAAUUUUUGGCCCUGUACAACAAAUAUUAAAGUUUAGUGAUUUUGACGAAGUAAUUAGCCGAUCCAACAAUACUGACUAUGGGCUGGCAGCAGCAGUGUUUUCAAAGAAUAUUGACACAGUAAAUAAAGCUGUCCAGAGUUUUAGAGCUGGAACUGUUUGGGUUAAUUGCAACCUUGUAUUUGGAGUACAAGCACCAUUUGGUGGUUUCAAAAUGUCUGGUCUUGGAAGAGAAAUGGCUGAAUAUGGUCUGCAACCAUACACCGAAGUAAAAACAGUUAUUGUUGCUACACCAAAAAAAAAUAACUAAUAUGUUUUUAUGAUAAUAUAUGUUAUUAAUUUUAUUUACAUUUUAAAAUUUUAUACUUAUUACUUUAAAAACUAAACAUUACGCUGUGCCAUUUUUUAAGUUAAAUCUAUUUUUUCAUAAAGUUAUUAUUUCACUAUACCAUUAUGUAUUAACUAAUAUAAUUGUCUUAAGAAAAAUAUAUAAAAAGUUUUUCAAUAUUAUCUUUUAUCAAUAAAAUAUUUUAUCAAAACAA
This is a messenger RNA of Aphis gossypii (cotton aphid), 2033 nucleotides long. RefSeq names its product aldehyde dehydrogenase, mitochondrial (gene Aldh). Gene Ontology annotation, molecular function: aldehyde dehydrogenase (NAD+) activity. Bases 251 to 1801 code for a protein of 516 amino acids. Lineage: Eukaryota; Metazoa; Arthropoda; Insecta; Hemiptera; Aphididae. The transcript has 10 exons. The record is from RefSeq and is a predicted model, not a curated record.